This is a messenger RNA of Scophthalmus maximus (turbot), 3182 nucleotides long. RefSeq names its product adaptor related protein complex 3 subunit mu 2 (gene ap3m2). Gene Ontology annotation, biological process: endocytosis; intracellular protein transport. Bases 183 to 1439 code for a protein of 418 amino acids. Gene Ontology annotation, cellular component: cytoplasmic vesicle; clathrin adaptor complex. NCBI's taxonomy places the organism in Eukaryota, Metazoa, Chordata, Actinopteri, Pleuronectiformes, Scophthalmidae. The transcript has 10 exons. The record is from RefSeq and is a predicted model, not a curated record.
GGGAAGCGACGACAGUAGCUUAGUAUUUCACUUGGGUGGGGGGAAAAAAAGGUGGAGGACGAGACGAAAACGUUAAAAAAAACAACAAUUGUCUUCGUUUGAGAGUCUAGGUGUCGGACUUCUGUCGAACAUCCAUUUCUCUCUACAGAUGUACCACACAUAAAUAAAGACCUCCAGCCAACAUGAUCCACAGCCUGUUCCUGGUCAACGCCUCGGGGGACAUUUUCCUGGAGAAGCACUGGAAGAGCGUGGUCAGCCGCUCGGUGUGUGACUACUUCUUCGAGGCACAGGAGCGUGCCACGGAGCCGGAGAACGUCCCGCCGGUGAUCCCCACGCCGCACCACUACCUGAUCAGUGUGCUCAGGCAUCGCAUCUACUUUGUAGCGGUCAUCCAGAGUGAGGUGCCGCCGCUCUUCGUCAUCGAGUUCCUGCACAGAGUCGUCGACACAUUCCAGGACUAUUUUGGAGUGUGCACAGAGGCUGCCAUCAAGGACAAUGUGGUCGUGGUCUACGAACUACUGGAGGAGAUGCUGGACAACGGUUUCCCGCUGGCCACAGAGUCCAACAUCCUCAAAGAGCUCAUUAAGCCACCCACCAUCCUCCGCACAAUGGUCAACACCAUCACAGGCAGCACCAAUGUGGGUGAACAGCUCCCCACAGGCCAGCUGUCCGUGGUGCCAUGGCGACGCACCGGGGUCAAAUACACCAACAACGAAGCCUAUUUUGAUGUGGUUGAGGAGAUUGACGCUAUCAUUGAUAAAUCAGGCUCCACUAUUACAGCAGAAAUUCAGGGAGUUAUUGACGCCUGUGUUAAAUUGACGGGCAUGCCUGACCUCACCCUGUCAUUUAUGAAUCCUCGGCUGCUGGAUGAUGUCAGCUUCCACCCGUGCGUUCGGUUCAAACGCUGGGAAGCUGAGCGGAUCCUCUCCUUCAUCCCCCCGGAUGGAAACUUCCGGUUGCUCUCCUAUCACGUCAGCUCUCAGAACCUGGUGGCAAUCCCAGUGUACGUCAAGCACAACAUCAGCUUCCGAGAGGGAAGCUCCCAGGGACGUUUUGACUUAACCCUGGGCCCCAAACAGACCAUGGGAAAGGCGGUGGAGUCGGUUCUAGUCAGCAGCCAGCUUCCCCGGGGCGUCCUCAACGCCAACCUCAACCCCUCCCAGGGCACGUACACCUUCGACCCAGUCACAAAGAUGUUGACAUGGGACGUGGGUAAGAUCAACCCACAGAAGCUUCCCAGUCUGAAAGGUACCAUGAGCCUGCAGGCCGGUGCCUCCAAACCUGAUGAGAACCCCACCAUCAACAUCCAACUCAAGAUCCAGCAGAUGGCCAUCUCAGGGCUGAAGGUGAAUCGACUGGACAUGUACGGUGAGAAAUAUAAACCUUUUAAAGGCAUCAAGUACAUGACGAAGGCGGGCAAGUUCCAGGUUCGGACAUAAAGACCGCCACUCUGUGAUUACCGGACCAAACCACAACAAGACUGAGAGGGCGAUGUGAUGGGGGAGUCGGGACAUUCCCUGUGUAUGUGCAUUUUGGGAUUUACCUACUCAAACUGGAGGCUCCUUGUAGCAGUUGAAAAAUGGGCCAUUUCACGUAGAAACUUCUGUUGAAUUAAUAUCAUCAAAUGUCCAGAAAACUGGUUAAAACCAAAACAUUUCUAUCUCUAUCCAAGCUGAACCCAGGUCAAACCCAGCUAUUCCCAAUGUAUAUUACUCAUCAAUUUCAGACAUACAUUUCAAACUCAACAGUCUGAUGCUGUACUGUUUCAGCUUUGAACCGUCCUCCACUUUUUCCACAGUGUUUCAUUGUCCGUCAUGUUUGUCUGGAUAUAUGUGUGCCGGUGAUUAUUAUUUACACUGCAAACUACAGAUAUUGGAUUUUUGGACCAAUAGUAAAUCAAAACAUGGCUCCUCAAACUUAAAUUGUGAUAGUGUGACUUACUGUACGUGGUGUGACUGAAAUUCAGAAUUUCACAAUGUAACGACCCCUGCGAGAUGGAACAAUAUCUUUGUCCUGCAGUAGCAUAAUAUUAAUCAAACUGGUGUCUGUUGAUUGGGUGGAUGUGCUGUAACAGCUCAAAGCUUUUGUUGCAAAUCAGAAGUGGCAGGUGAAAGCUUCUACAAAAAGGUCAAAUUAAUCCCUUUUUUCCCCCAAAUUUGAUAGAAUAUAUCUGCUAAAAAUGAUAAUCUGUGUCCCAAAAGCCUUCCCAUUGUGAACUGCAAGUGAAAAUUACAAAAAUGUUUCUAUCCCUUCUCAUUCAUUCCCCAGCAUUCAUCAGUUUUUAUGUUUGUCCCGUUGAUUCCCUCCUCUCCUCGUUGCGACGAUUGGAUGAUUUUUGUGUGCAGCACUGGAGCCGGCACACCGAUUUGUGAGAAUGUGACACUGGAGCCAUCCGUAACGAUGCACUUUCACCUCUGCUGUUACUAACAUUUCAUUUUUUUAACGCAAGUGAAUCUGAAGCUGCUCAAUCCGUUUAUUACUGUGGCAGUUUCCAGGAGAAUAUCAGGUUCCAGGUGCAUGGUUCACCUGUUUUAUUCAACUUUAAUUAUUAUUUAUUAAACAACAAUAAGGAUUUGCUUAAGUGAUAUUUUUGUGUUUACAGUGUUUCCCUGCAUUCUAUCAUUAAGCUCUGAAAAGCUUGUUUUUUAACCAUAUUAUGGCCAAACAGCAGUUUUUGUUUUCAACAUAAAGAAACAUUAAAAAAAAAAAAAGAUUCCUGCUGCUCAACACUUUUUAUUUAAAAAUGUAUUUUUCUCAGUGUACCACAACCCUUACGGCCAGAAGAAAUGUAUAGUUUGCGUCAUAAUCUCUUUUUAUAGAGAUUGUGUAAACCUAACAUAAUGAAUAACCCCAUGGUAACUGGGAUAAUCUGGAUAAACCACCACUGGAGUCAGCGUGAUAAAUAUACAUACCAGCGGGUCUCUGCUGGAAUCAGCCCACCGUCAUAUUCAUGUCUUUUAGGUCACUGGCAUAGAGCUAGUUCACGACUGUGAACAGAAAGUGGCGUGAACAACACCAAAUAAAAACAUGUUCAACUGUGGGAUGGUACAAUGAUCAGGUAAAUCACAAGAGAUGUUGAAGGCUUGCAUUUUGUGUGUUGGGCAAUUUUAUCUGUGUUUUUGUUUAACAGCCUCCAGUGAAGUGUUAUACUCGUGUAAAAAUAAAGAUUUGAUGUGUUAUAA